Fusarium graminearum PH-1 is the source of this 594-nucleotide messenger RNA. RefSeq lists its product as uncharacterized. Lineage: Eukaryota; Fungi; Ascomycota; Sordariomycetes; Hypocreales; Nectriaceae. The transcript has 3 exons. Bases 1 to 594 code for a protein of 197 amino acids. The record is from RefSeq and is a predicted model, not a curated record.
AUGAACCCUAAAAAGAAUUCUGGGAGAAGCGUCGCCAUCUCCAAGCGAAAAGCUCAGCCAAAUGCUCUAGACACUCUAGGCGAGAACCCAACGGAGGAUGAAAUCAAGACUGCUGUUGCCCACGUCGCUUUGGCUGAUCUCGAGGAGAGAGUUGCCGAUGUUCGAGAGUCGUGGGAAACCGAUUCCUUAUUCGAGGAUGCCUUUGAAGAGUUGAGUAGUGAAAAUACCGUGGCGCUUGAUGACCCCAAAGUGUGUACACCAGAGGAAGCUAGCAGGCUUCGUCGGGAACUCCGAGAGUAUGGUCCAGCCGUAUUUUGCCAACGCACUGUCGAUGCUGGUCACUAUACCGCCAGAAAGCUUCUCAGCGCUUUUGGCAUUCGCCCUCCCGCUUUCCUUGAGGGCGAGAAUGAUGAUGCCUACUUCCACCUGCUAUCGCUGGCCAUCACGCGUGAGCUGGGCAAGCGCGCCAAGAUUUUGCAUUACAACACGGUAGACGACGCUGUUGAUUUAAUUGCAAACUGCAACAACAUUGUUCUCAUAACCGGAGCUGGGAACCGGUCUCUACUCCAAGCUCGAGCAUCUUGGUCUCAGUGA